UGUGUGUGUGUGUGUCUGUGUGUGUGUGUGUGUGUGUGUGCAUGCCUCUAUGUUUGUGUGUGAGCACGCGUGUGUGUGUGUGCUUUUCCACAUGCACAUUAUUGUGCCCUGAUCUUGUUGAUGAGACCUGAUCACUUGUCUGUAAGCAUAAUGAUGGUGCCCGGCCGCUUGUUUGUCAGUUCCUUAUUUGUUUAUUGUAAAGAAGGUAAAUCAAUCUGCGGGAUUUCUGGAUUGAAGGGCAAGGAAUAUUUACUGUCAAUAGGAUAAGAACAAGGAGAUAAAAGAUACUGGGCUCCGGGGUGCAUCUGGUGUCAGGACAAGAGCAUAAAAAGGCAGGGAAGAAGCCAACUCCCGAGCAUUUCUAUCUUAAAUGGAAACUUUUUAAGUAUUUGAGUGGGAAAUACAACUUGGAAACUUGCCCUUCGGUCAAAGCACCAGUCCAUAGGUCUAGGUCGAGUCAAAUUAGGUUGGACUCCAGUUCAAUUUCAAUUUCAUCAGCUCUCCUUUCUAAAUUCCUUUCUAAAAAAACUUUCCCGAAAGAUGACAGGCGAAUGCUCCCAAUUUGGAUAUGAGAGCUGAAGGGAAGAAUUGGGAAGGGAAGUCUCUGGUCCAUGUACACAUUCCCAAGGAAAUUUAGCACUGAGACUGACAUUCCUGGGAAACCAAUUUGCAACUGUUGUCCUCCACUGAGGGACAAACCACAACAUUGCUGCUCUACUAAGGAUUGACCAAGAAACCAUGAAAUCCCCGUCUGCAGGAGACUUGGAAGACUACCUACUGAACAAGGUGGACUUGAGGCGCCAGCAGAUCUCGCAGAUUGUGGAGGAGGUACAGAGGGUCGUCCACCAUCUGACCACAGAGAUCAGCCUCCAAGACCUCCGAUUUCAGGCCGUCCCUUACUCUGACACAUACAAUGGGAACAUUAAGGUUUUGGCCCCCAGCCAGUUCCUCGUCACGGUCCCGGUGAAGGGCCUGGUGGGGUACAGGGAGGCCAGGGAGCAGCGCUGGCGAUACUACACCCUGCAGGGCACCAGGCUCCCCUGUCCCUUGCAGGACCCAGAGGGCCUGCGGCAGUGGCUGGAGGCGGAACAGUUCAUGAAGAGCCAGUGGCAGUGGCAUGAGGCAGACGUGAACAUUGAGGGAGAUAUUGUGCCCGCCAGGGUGCUCCAGGUAUUCCGGAAGCUGGUAGAAAACGCAAUUGGAACCUGUCAACUCUCAGGUAAGGUCAGCAUGCUGACGCAGCUCUCCGCAGUUUGGGUUGCCGUGGAAACCUCCACAUGUCAGGUGGAGCUAGAGCUGGUCCCCACGGUGGAGAUCCCUACCGUCUGGCCCGAGAAAGCUCGCUGGCCUCCCUGUCUGAAGCGCUGGCCUUCCCGACAACGAGUGGAGUGUAUCAAGUCGUUUGGGUUUGCCUUGUUGGCCUGUUCAAAUUAUCACUGGCAGCAGAGUUUCCUGCAGGCUGAGCAGGUGCUGCUAGACCAGCUGGAUGAGGACGGGGGCUGCCGCAGGAAGUGCUUCCAGGCCCUGAGGCAGAUGAAGGAGGACGUCUGGUGUCCGGGAAGGAGGCCUGUGGUCACGUCCCACCAUCUGCAGACGGUGCUCUUUUGGACUUGUGAGAAAUACCCCCACCCGAAGGACUGGCAGGUGUUCAGCAAAGCGUUCCUGCGCCUGGUGAGGAAGCUGCACAAGUGUGUGAGCCAGCACUUUCUGAAGCACUAUUUCGUGCGCAAGAGCAACCUGCUCCAACAUGCCAGCUCGGGCGAACUGGACACCGUGGCCCAGAAGCUGGCUCUCUUCCUGAAGAACCCCCAGAUCGGCCUGCCCUGACGCUGCUCCUGCCUGGGAGGCUCUUGGACACCUUAUCCUGGCUCGACCUCGUUCCCUGGAGGAUCCUGCUCAGGAGAGAAGCAACGUGUGGCACAGGAGAUGACAUUGACCCACUAGCACUUAAGGGGGGAACACUGUACCCCAAGAUGUCCAAUCUCAGCUUCCCUAGAGCCAAGCAAGCAUUUCAGCCCUCACGAGCUACCUCUCUCGGGGACAAGCUGUCAUCAGGCUUCCCCAAGCCAUCGAUUCCGAGCUGCUGACAGCACUGGAUGUGUUCUCCUCGCUCGGGCUCUGAGUGUCGGCUGGGGAGGAUGGAGACAAGAACCCCUGGGGGGCCAGGCAUCGGCCUGCGGCCCAGGACUGGUGCUCCAGCCCACUGACAGUGGGCUCAUUACCUUUCCACUCGCAAAUGCAGCUGUGAAUGUACCUUUCUGAGCCUGCGGGACUAUGCUGGUGCCCUUACUAGAGGAGGGCACUGGGUCAACACAAAGUGUCAGUCAUUGGUUGGUAGCCAGUGUUUGCCUGCUGGCUCGGCACCAACACCGCUGACGGGGUGAUUGUGUCUGACCGGUGGGCACGCCUGCCCUGGCCUUCCUGCCCUCAGUUCUCCUGAACCGUCCUUUGGGUCGUGUGGUUCUAGCUGCUUCCCUCGUGUUCUCUAAGAGGGGAGAGGGUGGUUUUGAUGGCCAGUGUCGGCCAGAGGUGAAAGUUCAGCUCUGCUUGCCAGCCUGCUCCGGCCAUUCCCCUUUUCUUGUGCCCGAUGUUUUAUAUUCUUGGAGUGGGCCCAGGAUGAUGACCUCCAAGAAAUGGCUUGGUGUCACCCACCUCUCAAUACCUGCCUUUGCUCACCUCAUUCGCUCACUCAUUCAUGGGUAGAUACAUGCUCAUUAGGCACUGGGAGUAGAGCGAGGAGCCAAAUGGACAAAGGAUGUACCCGUUGGGGGACGGCACCUAAGGUCAAAGACAGGAAGUGCACAACAGAUAAAUAAACACGAUUAUUACAAAUGGUAGCAAGUGCCCUGAAGGAAACAAACAGAAUAUUGAAAUAGAGCCACAGAGAGCUCCUCGAAGGAUGAAAAUGCAAACAGCUGAAGGGGAAGGGAAGCGGGGGGCAGGGGCAGGCUUGGAGGGGCUGGAAUGGUUCAGAUCACUGAACCUUGUAAAGCUGGCAAGGAAUCUGUGUUUUAUUCUAAAAUCAAAGGCAUGACAGUUGGCCUUUCCCAGAGCAGUAGGGUAUGGUGAUAUGAUUUGCAUUUUGUUUGUUUAUUUAUUUAUGACUUGGAUUUUAAAUGACCAGUCCAGUGACUGUAUAAAGGGGGCGUAGGGUCCCACACAAGAGUUGAGGCAUUGAAGGCCAGUAAGCCCACCCAUUUUGAAUUUCACUGAGAUCCACGGGGCCACACAUCCCAUGUGGCACAAAGAAUGCUUGGGGAGGUCAAUGCUUUCUUCUGGUACUUAUUUAUGCUUUUCAACUCAAGGGAAUCCUUUAUUACUCAGAACAUUUCCCCCACUGAAAUUUCUAAAAGCAUGAACAACUGAGUUUUUUUUUAAAAAAAGUCACAUUGGAAAGUGAAAUAUUUUUACAAAAAUACUCUAACCAAAUGGUGGGUUCCCUGGGCUAUCACAUAGGAAAUCAUGAUUUUAAACUGUUGGGGGAAAAAAAAUCCUUUCAAAGAUAUGAUGAGUUGAUAAUUUUUGAAAAUGUGAAAUAAUGAGCAAGCCAAUGUUUUGUUAAGUCAUCAAAACUUGCAUUCAAAGACCCAUACUCUGGGGCCUUGGGACACAUCAUUUCUGAGAAGGUGGCAGAUAAUAACUUUUUUUUUUUUAAUGAUGAAAACAACUGAAGCAAGUUUUAAGCGAGCUGUAUAAUGCCAAGAAGUGGAAGUUGGCUGGACCACUGAUUGGAAAUGUGCACGUGGAGAGGAGUGGGACUGACAUACUCCACAGUCUGAUCCAGUAGGCUCUUCCCACCUCCCCCCGUAUCUGUCUGUGGUCUUCGUAGGAAGCAGGGAGAUCUGCGGACUCCCGACUGUUCCUCUGCUGGGCAGCAGAGGACAGUAGAGGACCGCAUUUGGGAAGAGCCUCUUUCCCCGCACAUACCCCUCAGAGCCCAGUAGGUGGCACCCUCCUCAGCCCGGGACUUCAAUCUGGCUUCUGGGAGAAGGGUGGCCAGCCAUCACAGUCUUUCUGCUUAAGGCUCAGGCUUUCAAAGGGAGCCUGGGAGAGAGUUGUCCCUCCUUUCUGUUUGUAGGCACAGAGCGCCUAGCUCUGAGAAGUCUGAUAUUACUGAUAUGCUGAUAUGCUGAUAUAUAUAUACUGAUAAGUCUGAUAUUAUUCUGGUCAAGUUUUUGUUUGUUUGUUUUUUUGUUUUUAUUCUCCAAAAGAUUUUUCCUUUCAUGUCCACUCUGGCCACAGGACUGUUUUAUACUGCAGUGGUUGGUAUUCAGCCAUUUAAGUGACCUGCUUGCCCUUGCAUCUCGCUGGCACACAACUGCCCUUAAUAAGUUGUUCACCCCUCUCUGUAUCUCCAUUUUUUUUAUGGGCGUGGUUAUGGGCUGGAUUGUGUCCCCCCCACACGCAUAAAAUUCACGUACGGAAGCUCUCACCCCCAGUGCCUCAGAAUGUGUCUGUAUUUGGAGGUGGGGCCUUUAAAGAGGUGGUCAAGGGGCGCCUGGGUGGCUCAGUCGGUUGAACGUCCGAUUUCGGCUCAGGUCACCAUCUCACGCUUCACAAGUUCUACCCCCGCAUCAGACUUGGUGCUGACAGUGUGAAGACUGUUGUCUCUCUCUCUCUCUCUUUCUCUCUCUCUCUCUCUGCCCCUCCCCUGCUCACACUCUGUCUCUGUCUCUGUCUCUCUCAAAAAUAAAUAAACAUUAAAAUUUUUAAAAGAGGUGAUCAAGUUAAAAUGAGGCCAUUUGGGUGGGCCCUGGGCCAUUAGGACCGAUGUUCCUGUAAGAAGAGGAAGAGGCACUUGGGCAGGGGCACAAGGGAGGAAAGGCCACCCGCGAGCCAAGGAGCGGAGCCUCUGGAGAAGACAAUGUCGCCAGCACCUUGAUCUUGGGUUUCCAUUCUCCAGAACCGUGAGAAAAUAAUUUCCUGUUGUUUCAGCUAUGCAGCCUGUGGUAUUCUGGUACGGCCACCCUGGGAAGGCAGUACAAACACGAUGACAGAGUAUGUGCCUCACUGCCUUGAUGAGGGGAAUAAACAGAAUAAAGGACGUCAAAAGCUCGUUUAGUAAUCUGGUGUGCCGUAGCUGUCGAAUAAGCGCUUGGAGUCUUGGACAGCUACUCCCCAAGGCCGUGCCUCCACCGCUGCCUUUCUUGAUAGCUCCCCCCGCCCCAUAGAGACAUCCUUCAUCAAGAAAUGACAAACCAUCACGGGGACAACGUGCGUGGCAUCCCACCACGAGUUCCAUAAACCCGUCUUUUCCUUCGUCCCUCUUGCUGAGCGGAGGAAGUGUCUGAGGAUUUCUCCACGUGCGGUGGAGCGAUGCCAACCUGCCUUCUCGGGGACAGCUUUCCAUUUAUUGUGCGUAGCGUGCUCUUCUUCCUCUUACACCUGUCAUUCCCCCUCUUAGCCUCUCUUCACUGCCCAGCUUCCUCUUCACACCUUCCUUCCUUCCUUCCUUCCUCCCUCCCUCCCUCCCUUCCUCCCUUCCUCCCUCCCUUCCUUCUUUCCUCCCUUCCUUCCUCCCUCCCUUCCUUCCUUCCUUCCUCUCUUCCUUCCUUCCUUCCUUCCUUCCUUUCUUUCUUUGAAAGAUAUCACACAGGUGGGAGUUGAAAGUAUCUAAAGAAUAAUAAUAAAACAGAUGCCAAUAUACUACCUAGGUGAAGAAUAGCACUUGGCCGGUACUUUAGAAUCCUAGGUGCCCGUUCUGUUCCCUAGCCCCCUCUCUCCCUGAUUUUAUGUGAGCCAUUCAGCUGCUUUCCUUUACAGUUUGACUCCCUGUCAUAUUUCAUUGAUCCUAAGCCCCUAACAGUUGUGAGGUGAAUCAUGAUUUCACGUCCCAGAAAGAAAAGGUGCUUUCAUAAUUGCAAAUCACCACUGACUAUCAGAUCCGUCCUCAUUUCUUUUAAAAAAAAAUGUUUAUUUUGAGAGGGAGAAAGAGAGAGAAUCCCAAGCAGGCUCUGUGCUGUCAGCACAGAGCCAGAUGCGGGGCUCAGACCCAGGAACCACGAGAUCAUGACCUGAGCAGAAAUUAAGAGUCGACAUUUGACAGACUGAGCCCCCCAGGGGCCCCGUGCAUCCCCAUUGUUUUAGAGAGAUUAAAAUGUGAAAAGGUUGAUUUUAGAGCCCACAAAAUACGACUUGCGUGCACCUGCAUGUCUUUCAGUUCUGCCUGUUUUCAAGUCUUAUGUCAAUGGAAUCAUCCCAUGCAAAGUCUUCUGGGAUUGGCUUUUGUCCAUAGUGUGCUUCUGAGGCUCUUCCAUGUGGGCGUGGGUGGCAGAGGUGUGUUCCUUCCCACCAUCAUGGAAUAUUCCACGGCGAACCCUUGCUACUGUACGUAUCUACGUUACUGUAGGUGCGCAUCGGGUUGUUUCUAGCUUUGGUGAUGGGAACUGCUUUUAUACACAUUCUCGUAUGUGACUUCUAAUGCACUCAGGCCUUUUUAAAAAAAAUUUUUUUUUUUUUUAUUUUUGAGAGAGAGAGACAGAACAUAAGCAGGGGAGGGGCAGAGAGAGAGGGAGACACAGAAUCCGAAGCAGGCUCCAGGCUCCGAGCUGUCAGCACAGAGCACAACGCAGGGCUCGAACUCACCAACCGUGAGAUCGUGACCUGAGCUGAAGUCGGAUGCUUAACCAACCGAGCCACCCAGGCAUCCCUGAAUGCACUCAGGUCUCCUUCCUGUUUUUUAACGUCAUGGAGAUAUGCUCCUAUGGUGUCCUCUACAAUUUUACCGCUGUGCCUUUUCUCACCAGAGUUAGAAAACACUCUCUCUCUUUCUCCAGUCAAUUCUCAUGAAACUGGGAUGAUCUCUUUGCUUGGAACUUUAGUAAAACUCACCUAAAAAGCU
Messenger RNA from Prionailurus viverrinus (fishing cat), 6841 nucleotides. RefSeq names its product mab-21 like 3 (gene MAB21L3). Lineage: Eukaryota; Metazoa; Chordata; Mammalia; Carnivora; Felidae. The transcript has 6 exons. The record is from RefSeq and is a predicted model, not a curated record. The coding region runs from base 739 to 1827 and encodes 362 amino acids.